Molecule: messenger RNA, 4885 nt
Organism: Cephus cinctus (wheat stem sawfly)
Lineage: Eukaryota; Metazoa; Arthropoda; Insecta; Hymenoptera; Cephidae
Gene: corn
Exons: 12
Coding region: 250-3537 (1095 amino acids)
Source: RefSeq, a predicted model, not a curated record
AGUUCCACCUUAUUUCAUCUUCCCAUCUUGAAACGUUCCCAUAAGCAUUAGGGCAGCACUGGCGUUGUCGUCGUACGAUGGAAACCGACGCCAGUGCACUGUGCUAGUAGUACCAGGGCGUCGCGCGCUUUGCGUACAUUCGUAUUUAGGCGGUCCGGCGUGCGGGAUCAAGACCGCUUAGUGUUUGAGGUGUAAUAAAAAAAUCGAGUACUUAAAUCUUAUCGUAUAAUUUUUAAAAAGUGCUUGUUAAUGUGUUCUACGUUAAUCUGUUCGACGAGUCCUAGUGCCAGCAGGGACUUCUCAGGAUUCUCCUCGGAGCCGGUGAUACGAGACAAGAAUGAAGAUUACAUCAUGAACGAUUCUACGAAUGGGAUACCAAGUAUGGAGACAUCCGACGAAAACAGUUUAAAAGUAUCACCACCGCAGAACGUUCCCAGGCAGGAUUCCGGGGUGCCCGAAGACCUGGCUUCACCGUCUAUCGAAGCGAAGCCGGUGGCAGAGGAUGAUCCUAAUGAGACGAUCGAUAGCGACUGUAACAUAACUGUGAUCCAUGUUGCGAGCAGCACUGAGAACCAUAAAGAGAAUGAAGUCUUGAUGCCUGGCAACGAGAGGAAAGAUUUUGUAGGAGAGAGUAAAGACAGUAAGGAUGGAAGUGACAGUGGUGUGGAAGGAUGCGCGACAGAAGUUCCUAGGGUACGAAGUCGCAACAGUAUAGACUAUGCUAGCAGCUGCGGUGGCCUGGACGAAGCAUCCUGCGACUCCAGCCUAGUAAGCUGCUGCUCGGUGUACGAGGAUCCCUGUGCAACGCUUCCUGAUGAUUUAAGACUGAACACGGGCGGCGAAGGUACCAGCGAAGGUGGUAGCGAGAGUUCCUCUAUUGCUGGUAGCGUAUCUGCUAGGGCAACGCGAACGAACAGCAAAAGAGCUGUGAUAGCAUCUAACGCGAAUAAGAAGAAAGUGUGUGCCACAGAGCCACAGAAGACAUCACGUGCCAAGCCAGCUCCUGUGAAUGCCAAUCACGUAACAGCUACUCCAAGAUCGAAACCUCGUACAACAACACCGAGAGCGAUCUUGAACAAGACUCAACCGGCUACAAGGGACAGAGGAAGAUCCAGAGAGAAAUCUUUACCCCGGGAAGUCACUAGGGAAACUACGCCGACUAAUAACAAUCGUGGAUCUAUGAGUUUUCGCACUGGAGCAGUAAAUACAGUUAUUUCAAGGACCAGGAUGAGACCUGAUUCUUUGCCUUCGGCUUUGACUACUGAGAUCAAUAAGGAUUUAGCUCAACGUGGUCGGGGAUCUAGUAGCUCAAGAUCUAGAGGUGGUUCCAGUACUCGGGGUAGAACACCUGGGUCGACGCCGUUAGAGGAAACACGAAAGCCACUGUCUACACCAAGGACUAUGUACUGUACUGGACGCACAGAUGGGAAAACUCCUCGGAUUGAUAAGAUGGCGGUUAGUUUGGAUAACAAGGCUUUAGAUAUGUACGCUACGUUACCUCGCCGGAAUAGGAGCAAAUUCUCAGUUCCUAAGAGUAAUGAGAAAGGUGAGAAGAACGGCAGAAGUCGUUCGGGCAGUAGAGAUGCUAGUCUCAAUAGACUGAUUAGCAAGAAAGUGACUGCGACAAGAGAAUCAAACGUUAUACACAAAAGUCUGCCGCCUUAUCCACGUAACAAAGCCAUGGAGAAGACUAGAAUAUAUCAUGAGGUUAGCAUACAGACAGGUAUGACUGGACAGGAUGUAGAGGACGCUCUGGCUGGUGUUCUCGUUGUCGUACCAGAUCCUACGGUAGUAGAACGAUUACACGAGGGUUCUCAAACCGAAGGUUCAUGGGAAGAUAUUCAAGCUCUUCAGUGUGAGUUGAAGCGGAUUAAGGAUGAGGCGGAAACAAGGAAAAUAGACAAUGAGAAGAUAAAGGCUGAAUUAGUGGAUGUUAAACGACUUCUUGAAGAAGAGAGGGCAGAUCAUGUUUUCGCGAGGCAGGAAUUGGAUAGAAAUGCUCAGCGAAUACUUGCUAUGUUAGGCACUCCGCAGUCUGAACAUGCCGAAGGUGGUGAUAGUUUUUUGGAGCUGGAAUCCCAUUUGCAAACAUCGGGACAGGUCGUUGCUAAUCAGCAGGUUGAAAUUGCUGACCUACAGUCCCUUUGUCGGAUGUUGACCAGAGAUCUGGAGAAGAGCUUAGCUGCUCAGAAGACAUUACUACAACAGCAACAAGAGCUGGAAGCUGAAUCCAACGAGAUGCAGGAUUUUCUUCAGGAGGAGAAAUCUGCCAUGGCUGAAGCUCUUAAAGACGCUGAAGCCGAGCUAAAGAGAAAGGAUGAGAUUCUGGCACAGCGUGAAUCGGAAUUAGAAAGGCAGACCGAAGAAUGCAAGCAUCUUGUGCGGAUUAGCGAACAAAGAAGACAGGAGAACUUAUCUAUGAACAUGAAAUUAAAUGCUGUUGAACGAAGGGGCAGAGAAUUAUUAUUGACACAAGGUGCCGCCGUUUCUGGCGCUGCUGUAGCACUUUCCGGUUUGGGAACAAGACUGGAAGGAUUAGUUGAUCAGCUUAUAACUUCUUAUAACAUCUCGGAGAAGGAUCUUGAGGAUGUAAUAUAUCACAACGAAGCGUAUAGCAGAAGCAAUAGCAGUAUAGAAUCCAGUCCUGUGAGUUCAAAACACAGCCUCAAGGAAUGUACACCCAGUCCAAAACGAGGUUCUUUUGUGUCUGCUGUGAUUGGAGCUAUUAGAAAUGCUGCGACUCAUCCAUUUGCAACGAAACCUACCGAUAAGAGACCCUCAUUGGAAUCCACGAAACAAAUAUACAAAGAAUUAAGUCUGGAAUCUUCAAACGACUUACUCGACUUCGAAACCGAACCCUGCUUAAUGAUGGAAAGUGUCUUGGAGGAUGUGCCUUUACCAGACACCUAUUCACACAAUAUGGUAUCGAGUUGCGAUUCACUUCGUAGAGCAAUGAGUGUGCCAGAACCAGUUGAUGAAAAUACAAUCAGAAGAGCCAGGUAUAUAGACGAAUCUACAAGUCUUACAAGUCUUACCCAGGCCAUUUUACAUCGACGCAAAGUUGAAGACGAAGAGGACGAGGAAUGUGAAUCUGCGAGCGAGUCCGAGCCUAUUACCGAUGGUUCUGUUGCGUUAACUAAUUAUUGCCCAGCUGUCAGUCUCGUCGAUCAAGUGAUAGAUGUUGAUAAUUUAGUAACUAAGCUUUUGAAAGUGUUGCGGAUCAUUCAGCUGGACAAUGAUACUUGCAUUCAGGAAUUGAGGGAGGAUAAGGCGGAAUUGGAAGCAAAGUUGGAGACGGACUGUGCAGAGCUGGAGGAACUACGGAAAUUGUCAGGAUGUCUUGAAGACCCUCAACCAAUCCUUAAUGGAGUAUCCGAUCAGAGACACAGUGUCGUUGAAAAUUGUCGACAUUCUAUGAAGGAGGAGUCUAAAGAAAAUUUAACAUUUGACGAGCCUGCAGCUGAAGACUUGAAUGAUGCCGAAGAAACGGUGCAGGAUUAUGAGAAUACGAAUGCUACUUCAUUACUUCCCUCCUGAGCGAGUUCCUGAUGAUAUUCGACCUGUAUAUUUUGCCCCAAGAAUGUUCAUCUCCAACGCCUUGCCGUUUAGGCCCAUCCUUAACGUGAAAAUUUAAUCUUAAAUGUCAAUUUGAUGCUCUAAUUAAACGGGAGCGCGCGUACCGUCGUAUUUGCGUAAUCUCAUGCCAAUAUUUCGAGUUUAUCAAAUACGUAUUGUCCUUGAGCGUAUUAUUUAGACUGCAUUUUACUUGUAAUGUACCAAUACUUGUACAGGUCGUCCGCUUUUGCUUUAGACCAUACCUAUAUUAUAUAAUUGACUAUUACUAUAGUGAAAAUCGCAUUAAUAUGUACGAUAAUUUGUGUAAAUACCAAUGUACUGUCCUGAUAAUAUUCAGAAAUUCAGCGAGUUGUAAUUAAUAGCUGUAAUGAGAUUAGAAAAUGAACAAGUGGCCAAUUAUGAUAAUGAGAUGCAUCAUUAGUGAGCUAUCGGCUCUCAACUAGGUCUCGUGUAUGUGUUAAAUGUAAUUGAAGAUGUAUGGCAAAAGAAUUUGAUUUCAAAUUAAUUAAUUUUGAAUAAGGAUAAGAUUUUCAAACCAUUUCCUUCAGUAUUCACAAAAAUGUCUUACAAUUUGCAAAUCAAUGUUUGGGGACUAUAUUUAUGGAGAUUCAUAAGAAUUUGAAUGGUCGUACCAGUUGAUUGAUUGUUGAGCAUUAAUUAAAUCAUUGAUCAAUUUAAUUGGGAGUCCGAUAAGCUCCUAAUGAAUAUAAAAUUCUAGUCUAUUCUAAUCGAGAUUACCUUGUUUGUUAUACGUAAAUACUUCCAACUAAAUCGACAGGGUACAUUAGCUCUACAAUGUAAUUAAUAAACACAACUGUGUAUCGGCCAUUUAUAGCUAAUGCCUAGAAUUGUCGACCGUAGGUCGUAACAAGGUAACCAAACUUGCUAAUUAAGUUACUGUUACACUCGGCUGAUAAUAUUUUAUCAAACGGAAAAAAUGAAGCCGGGUGUAUUGAGCGCAUAAUAGACUUUUGCCCAUUAUCUUAUUUCUGAUUGACGCGUGCGACAUGUUCCAAGUAUGCACCAACGUGUAGGAGAUAGAAAUAUUUUUAAUGCAAUAAAUGACGCUUUCCAAUUAGCGUCUGCUUUUCAUUUUAUUUACGUUAAAAUAUUGUCUGAAACUAACACGAUUUUUCUUUAAGCCUGAUAUUUUGUUAGACUCGUGCCGAAAAUAACGAACGUACUGUACAGGUAGAAAUAUCAAUAGUCAUAAGCAUUUUUAUACAAAACAAUGUUGUGAUGAUAUACCAAAAAUGCUGGUAAGUAAUGUAUUUUAAUUUUUAAUCGAAUAAAUUUCAUUUCAGUAAUA